ACCCCCUCCAGAUGAAACAGGUAGGGCAACAUAAGUGCAAAAUAUAUGCAAAUAAAUAGAUGAAAAUAGUUUAGGAGCAUCUAAACUUGAAAUUCUUAGGUUCUUUGUCACUCUCGCUGCUGUCACCGUGUUUGUUCAGCUGAUGCGUGACUUGGCUGAGGCCUGCGGAAACAGUCAGCUGUCAGAAACUGGGGUAAGGCGCAUACAUGCCACAGAAGCUUGUCUUCUUUCUGAGUUCUCCAGAUGGCAGAAUCCAGUAAAAGGGCUUUUCCUGGUUUCUGAAAUGAUAUGAUGAUAACACGUACAAACACAAAAACAGGAGCCUUAAAAUCCCAAUUAAAACAGGGACACAAGUCCGUGUAAACACACUAUAUGACAGAAUUUGGGCUUUGCUAUUUGGGCUUCAAAAUGUGUGUUUCUGUAAUGUAUAACUAAUAAAUAGAUGUUGGAAUGUCUCAGGUUUUUUUUCAUUUGAAGGGACUGAAAGCAAAAAAGAAAAUGACCCUGAAACUGAGGUUACCACAGUGCAUGCAGAGGCAUUGUUUCAGAGUUGAUAACUCUGAACGUCCCUCUUUGUGUGGUCAGUAUCCUCUGAACAAAUACCUCACUGCCUUGAUCACAAGAGAACAGUUUAAAACAUCUGCUAAUAUUUCCAGAACACCGCUGAAUUUGUGUUGAAACAAAGUCUUUCCUUGUGUGCUUAUUUAAAACCUUUUUUUUCUGUUUGAGUGCCUCUUUGUGCACGAAACUCUGCUGUCCUCUAGCUAGUUGUAAAAGCAAAGUGGUCGGGCAACAUUUCAUCACAAACCAGUUUCAGCUCAGAAAAACUCCUCCUCUGACAUCAGCUCCACAACAAAAACCUGUAAGUGAAGAAGUUCUGAGCCUGUCCCCUGAGUGGGCAAUAAAAACCAAAACCUCCUCCUUUGUCUCGCUCACAACUAAACUCCUCCAACUCUGAACUGCACACAAUCUGAGCUCCUUGAAGAGAUCCAAACAGAGUCAGCAUGGUGUCUGCUGGAAGACAGAUGCUGGGUUUGACCCUGGCUGUCAUCGGCUUUUUGGGGAGCAUCAUUAUCUGCGCUCUCCCCACGUGGAAGGUGACGGCCUUCAUCGGUGCCAACAUCGUCACUUCUCAAGUCAUCUGGGAGGGUUUGUGGAUGAACUGUGUGACCCAGAGCACAGGCCAGAUGCAGUGCAAGAUCUACGACUCCCUCCUGGCCUUACCUCAGGACCUGCAGGCCGCCAGAGCGCUCGUUGUCGUCGCCAUCAUUGUUGGGUUCUUUGGGAUCCUUUUCGGAAUUGUUGGCGGCAAGUGCACCAACUUUGUGGAAGAUGAGAGGCAGAAGUCCAAAGUGGCUAUUGCUUCUGGUAUCAUCUUCAUCAUCGCAGGUCUGAUGGUGCUCAUCCCCGUCUGCUGGACCGCCAACACCAUCAUUCGUGAUUUCUACAACCCAGUCCUGACCAACGCUCAGAGGAGGGAGCUGGGGGCCUCGCUCUACAUCGGCUGGGGCACGGCGGGGCUGCUGUUCCUGGGCGGGGGCCUCCUCUGCAGCUCCUGUCCCCCCAGGGAUGAGAACGACUAUGAUGUGAAGUACUCCAAGACUCGGUCUAUGGAGAGCAGCAAGGCUUACGUUUAGAUUUUCAUACAGAGAAGAAGAAGAAGGACUUGGACAAACUGCAGGAAAGAUAUGAGAGGAAGAGUUCAUCUUACUCUUCUCUUUUUCACGUUCACAUUGUAGACUAUUUGUGUGUCCUUGUGUAAGUUAAGCUUGUGUUUUACUCUCAAAAUCUUCCUUUUCCUCUAAUGUUUUUCUCUGUACAUUACUCAAAUGUCACAGUUUCCUUCUGUGUUUUCUCGUGUUGUUUAUUUAUCUCACAUAAUCUCUCAGUUUGUUCUCCAUGACGUGACUCUGCUGUGAAUGUAACACAACGUCUACUAAUGUGAAACCUGCCAGAUAAGGGACUGUUUUAUCUGAAAGCUGACUUCUUUAAACUGAUGAUUUAUGUUUGAAUGGAGUCGUAUUCACAUUGAGACUACAUCUCUUUUACACCGUUUCCCAUCUUAUUUUGGCGGGUUAUUUAUCUUGAAAUGAAGGAACGGUUACAGAAUUAACGGCCGUAAAAAAAAUGUGGUUUUACAAGUACCCUUGUGUAAAUCCUUCAAACAGGUUGUGUGACACUUUGUUUGCCUCCUGUUCUUAAAACAGUGCUGAAUAAACAAAAGACUGGGCGGUUGAAAAAUAAUGCUGAUUGUGAUGUGUUUGAAGUUGAAUGUACUGCUUUCUUUUUUUUUUCUUAAAAGACUGCAAAAAUAUUUGGAAUUGUUGUGUUACAGAAGAAAAAAAUGAAGGAUGACCUCAACAUAUGAAUAAAUACCAGACAUAGUUAUCCCACACUCUGACUCUGUGAGUGGAGGUUUGUUCACAACUGUUGGAAUAACUUUUAUAAAAUAAAAUAAAACUUCUUGUGUUCUUGAAA
Molecule: messenger RNA, 2478 nt
Organism: Notolabrus celidotus (New Zealand spotty)
Lineage: Eukaryota; Metazoa; Chordata; Actinopteri; Labriformes; Labridae
Product: claudin-4-like
Exons: 1
Coding region: 1005-1637 (210 amino acids)
Biological process (GO): cell adhesion; bicellular tight junction assembly
Cellular component (GO): plasma membrane; bicellular tight junction
Molecular function (GO): structural molecule activity
Source: RefSeq, a predicted model, not a curated record